CUGAGCGAUGGAGAGAGGGAGGGAGGGGGGAGGAGGAGGAAGGCUGCUGAUAAAGCGAGAGAAAACGGCAGCGAGCACAUACAGUCUGGAGAGAGCAGCUGAUGCGACAAGAUGCUGAGCAUUACCCUGCUCUGUGUGUGCGCCUUUGGAUACGUCUCCGCUCGCUCCGACAGCGGCAAUUUUCUGGAUGAUAAGUGGCUCACGGGGAGAUGGGACAGAUUCCGGGAUGAAGUGGAGGAGCCCGGAACGUGGGCCACGUCAAAGGCCUUCGAUCAAGGCCUUGAUCCUGCCAAGGACCCCUGUCUGAAAAUCAAAUGCAGUCGUCACAAGGUGUGUGUGACUGAGGAUUACAAGACGGCCACAUGUGUGAGCAAAAGGAGAGUUAGUUUUAAAGACCCCACUGUGGACCACAGCCCAGGCUCGAAGUGCAAACCCUGCCCUGUGGUCCAUCCCUCCCCUGUCUGUGGAACCGAUGGCCACACGUACUCCACCAAGUGUAAGCUGGAGUAUCAGGCAUGCAUCACAGAGAAGAAGAUCGCGGUGAAGUGCUCAGGCAUGUGUCCCUGCACCUCAGUCCCUGAACAAAGCUCUGCAGAGGACAAAGUGUGCAGUGAGUCAGACCUGAAGGAGGUGGUGGGUCGUCUGAGAGACUGGUUCAGAGUGCUGCACGAGAACAGCAACCACAAGAGAGUGAAGUUCCAGAAGCCCGAGAAGAGCAAGUUUGAGGUUGGGGCUUCACCUACUUGUAAGGAGCCGCUGGGCUGGAUGUUCUCCCGCUUGGACACAAACUUCGACCUCCUGCUGGAGCAGGCUGAGAUCAAGAGCCUGUACCUGGACAGGAACGAGCCGUGCUCCGAUGCCUUCUUUAAAUCCUGUGACACACAUGCAGACAGAGUCGUAACCAGCUCUGAAUGGUGCACAUGCUUCCAGAGCUAUACAGAUUCGCCUUGUAAAGCUGAGCUGUCCAGUAUUAACAAGAAGCAAGCAGGGAAGAAGCUCCUUGGCCAGUAUCUGCCGUCCUGUGAUGAGGAAGGCUACUACAGAACUCAUCAGUGUCACAGCAGCAGCGGUCAGUGCUGGUGUGUGGAUCGCUACGGCAAUGAGGUGACCGGUUCACGCACCCACGGCCCAGCAGACUGCGGAGUGGUUGUGGAAUCUUCUGGAGACUUCGGUAGUGGAGACCUGCUCCUCGCUGACGACGAUGAAGACGCAUUUGUCCUCAACGACCAAGAACAGAUGGAUGAUGAGGACGCUGAAGAUGAAGACGAUGACGACGGCAACGAUGAAUAUCUGUCAUAACUUUUUUUUUUUUUAGAAAAAAGAGAAAAAGAAAGAAAACCUUUUUCAUCAAAAUGCACGUUUCUAGGUGACUCCCCAGGCAGAUACUUAAUUAAACUAACGACCCAUGGACUACUUUCUGUGUAUUGUUUGUUCAUAUGUUUCAAUAGAAAAGAAAUCUCAUGCAAAGAUCAAUAGGUUUCCUCUGUGUAGGUGUACAUUUGAUUGAACAACGACACUUGUUCAUCUUUGAGACAACCAGAAAAACUAUAAAGUGAACUGCACUGCGUUUGGAUUUGAAUUUGGACACGUUGAAAAGGCUCUCCUUUCAUCGGACAUUUGAUGUCUUCUAGUGUGUCUUGUCUAGUGCGGCGCUCAAAUGUGAGUGAGUCGGUGCCCGAGGGUAAAUGUUUAAGAGAUUUCCUGUACUUCAUUCCAUAAUUACUCUGAGAAAUCCCUCACAUCGUCAACCAAACGUUCCUGUGUAUAGUUGGGAUUUCACUGAUGCAAACAAGAUAACGUUGUACUUUUUUAAGGUUUCUUUUGCUCUUGAGUUGUAACUGUGACAGUAACUGUGAGGUAACACAUGACUUUGACUCGCUUCAUAUGGAGAGAAAGAGGAAAAUCUGUUGUGUGGCUUAGGAAAUAACGAGGCGCAAAUCAAGUGAAAUCAUCCGAAAGACUGGGCGACACGUGAAGACGAUUACUGCCUGGUUCGUCGUUGUUAUGGGGCGAGGGUGUUAUUAGUGUCUAUUUUUCUAAUCCAGGGUUGAAUACAGGAGAUGAAACUGAUUUGUUGCUGUGCAUUUAUACCGUAGAAUUGAUGGCUAAACCUUUGUUGAAGACCAAAACAGAAGGGUGAAAAAAAAAAAAAGAAAAUCCCCUUCAGCGUUUCCAGUUGAAACUACACCUGUAGGCCGUGAUGAAAACGUGCCGGGGAUGUGGUGGAGAAGGCACAGACACAAAGCUCUGGACUUAAUGGGAUUGAAGCACACAAUACCAGAGCAAAUCACCCGCACAGGAAUCAAACCGCAGAGUGAUGCAGACCUGAUGAUGAUGUCUCCAUAGGGAUAAAGGGUAGAGGGUUAGGGUGUGCCUUGGGCCGGUCAGGACAGAUGGCAGUAAUAGUUAGUAAAGCAUGCUUACCUUACUGACUUAAGCUCUUAAUUAUGCUCAAUAAGUGUGGCUUCACUGUCAAGCUCAGACACUUUUGGUAUGGCUUAUUACUUUGGACGCUUCAGUCAUGUUGUUAUCCCUAGGCCAACUUUUCAGAAUCCCUCUGUUGUUUUAUAGAUAGCAGGAAGGUAAAGAUACAUUAUAGCAACGACCUGACAUUUAGUCACUACUGGAUUUACACUUUUUUUUUUGUUUUAUUGUAUCCCAGACUAGAGAAAGCUUUGGUAAAUACGUCUCCAUCUGGGGGGGAAAUAUCAUCAUCUUAUUGUGUUUUUUUGCAGUUACAUUUUUUUUAAUGGCUAGAUUUGACUUGAUCUGUUACUUCUAGUGUAUAUCUGCCAGGGAUGAAAACUUCAAACGAGAUUACCCAGAUAUGUGUGUUCUUGCUAAGUGUCGUGACUGCAGACGUGGGACAUGCUGUGCUAUAGUUUCAUUUAUUAUUCUGCUGUCUGGCUGUGUUUUCAUUUGAAAGUUAUGUUGUAUCAUUAGCUAUAAAGUGCCAUUCAAAAGCCCAAUAGUCCUUUAUUAUUGUUAUAAUAAUAAUAGUAACAAUAAUAAUAAUAAUAAUAAUAAUUAUUAUUAUUAUUAUUACUACUGUUAUUAUUUUUUAGCUUGCUUCUUUUUUAUUGGAUUUUAUCCCCUUUUCACAGUGACAAUAGGAGAGGCGAGUCUUUAUCUGUGCUGUUUUCUAGGUGUGAUGACAUCAUCAUAACGACCUCAGACACUGUAGCCACUCUCAACCAAUCCCACACUGUCGUCACAGCUCUGGUAUUGUUUAAAGGUGCAUUUUUAAAGUGUAUGUAUGAUUUGCUGAAAAUAAAACUAUAUUGACCAAU
Messenger RNA from Cynoglossus semilaevis (tongue sole), 3290 nucleotides. RefSeq names its product SPARC (osteonectin), cwcv and kazal like domains proteoglycan 3 (gene spock3). NCBI's taxonomy places the organism in Eukaryota, Metazoa, Chordata, Actinopteri, Pleuronectiformes, Cynoglossidae. The record is from RefSeq and is a predicted model, not a curated record. Gene Ontology annotation, molecular function: calcium ion binding; collagen binding; extracellular matrix binding. Bases 112 to 1299 code for a protein of 395 amino acids. Gene Ontology annotation, biological process: anatomical structure development. The transcript is spliced from 12 exons.